Molecule: messenger RNA, 2694 nt
Organism: Cladocopium goreaui
Lineage: Eukaryota; Dinophyceae; Suessiales; Symbiodiniaceae
Source: the annotation of a GenBank genome assembly
AUGAUGGAGGAGCCGCUCUCCCCUACAAGUGCGUUGAUAUGUCACUCCUUACACAAUCACAGCCAGCCUCCACCCGUGGCCAUCGUGCACGAAGCCAAUCUGAACCGGCGACCAUCCAGCAAGGCCUCCACGGGCAUGGAGAUGGGCCUUGGUUGCUACGCGCAUUCUACUAGGAUGGUUGGCGAUAUGGUCUUGAGGCCACUAUCAUCAAGUGCGACUGCAGGGAGGCGGCAUUCAAACCCCGUCAUCCCUGUCGGGCUGGAUGGCUACUCACAAGAUCUCCAGGCGUCUGAGGGCCUGGUGGAAGGAGGAAGUCUGCGAGUGCUCUCAGAGGAAGAAGUGAUCCAACGGGCAUCGAAUGCUCUGUCAUACUUCAGGGCUACUCGGCAGAUCAAUCGUCAAGCACGUAGCGUUGAGGAAAUGGAAUCAGCCCUGGAACGUGCAAGACAGCGGCGAAAGUCUGAGGAACUUCGGCCCACAAAGAAGUUGCUUGAACUUGAGGAGGAGCAUGUCAUGUCUGACAAUGAGGAGAACGAGGUGGAACCAACUCCCAAGAUGACCUUGGCAGAACGAAUGGGCUACGGAGUGAAGGGCAAGCAGAUCUCGAAAUGGAAGAAGACCCCUCAACAGCCCAAGAAGAAAGGAGUCAUGACCUCAGCCGACUCUGCAUUUCGGCUGGGAGCAAUGACCUCCUUUCCCGGCUUCAAGGCUCAAGCAAUUGACCUCUGCAAUGAGGCAACGAAUGAGGCAACCUUGAACUGCCUUGCGCAUUUGCCUUGCGCAUUUUCACCAGUGAGGUCAGAGUGGCGGGCAUAUUGCGUCAGCCUCAGCUUAGAAUUUGGCAAAGGUUUCCACACUGAACCCGCCUCCAGUUUCGUCAAACUUGAAGCAUUAGGUGCCUGGCACUACAUGUCGGUGCUCAGGAUUGCCCUGAUGGAUCAUAUCGAUCGUCUGAGAUCGUCUUUGGUUGUGGUGGCGGAUACGGCCUUCAGAACCUUUCCCUGGCUCCAGCAGCCACGAGCUGGGAAGCUCAGUGAGAGCGCUCCCAUGGCCAUUCCUUUGGGGGCAGAAGGUUUUCGGGUCUCUGCAUCUUCCAGCUCUGGCCCUUUAAGCCUGCAGCUCCGUGAUGAUGCGAAUAAUGUUCUUGUAGCAGCUCAAGAUCAUGGUCUUGUCAACCGCACAGUUCGCGCUGGUGUUUACAAGGAUGUCGGGAUCAUCAUGAGUAAGAGCGCUGUCUCACCCGAGGACAAUGUGAGCCUCUACUUGCUUGGUGCUUUGACUUCUCCGAUGGAGCUCUCGUUCUGCAACCUGGAGAACAGCUCUGCCAGGGUAACCAUUGCUUAUACUUUUGAGAGAGUUCUGGAAUGCAGCUUUCCGCCAGUGGGCUGCAGUGAGUACAAUAAGGCUGCAGCCCGAUGGCAGGUCGAAGUCUGGAGUCACUGGGCAACAUCGCAUUAUGACAACGCCACAGAGGCCUGGACGGCUUUGGCCCAGCCGUAUGGUGGAGAGAAGGGGGUGGCGUGGUCCGCGUGGCCGCAGGUCUGGGCCAGCUUUAUUGGCAACUCAUCUGCUGUGGUGGGGGAAGAGUGGCAGCCUGGAUUUGCGUACUUGGACUCUUCUCGGGAUGGCUAUGUGUCUGAAGACGAGUUUGCAGAUGGCUUUGCGCUGUCAUCGUCCAAAGCACGGGCGCAGGAGGAGGAAAGUCCCAACAUUGUCAGUGAUGUUACAGAAGUAGUUGAGUCCAAUCAGUGGAUGUACUAUGCCCUGGUGGCCAUGGGAGUUGUACUUUUGGGAUGCUGUUGGCUUUGGUGGUGUAGGCCAAAGCGGGAUGGAGUGGCACGUUCUGUAUCGCAGCUGUCCAGAACAGACGUUGAGGCUGGAAAGCAACGAGCAGGAGCACACCGGCCAAAGAAAUCCGACCCCAUGCUAAAGGCAGGGCAUGGCCACAUCAAUGGCAACGGCAACGUGAAGGAGACUUUUUUUGAUCAAGAUCUCCCUGGGAAGGCACCACCAGGGCCACAAGGGCCAUCAGGGCCACCAGGCCCUGCGCAAAAUGGGCUUUGGCUGUUCCCUCAGAUCGGACAGGGCUCUGGACUGCCACAGUUGCACCAAGAGUCUUUUCGCUACAGCCCCCUCCCAAUGCAGGAGGACCUGCACCCAAUGCAGCCUGGAGGCAGUUUCUCAAUGCAGGCUGUCCCUCGCUCAUCAUCUCACGAGAGUUUCUCAGGCCCAACUGGAGCUGGAACGUGGUCAAAUGCAUCGCAGCUUCCACAGCUGGGGUCUUUUUCCCUGCCGCCUGGACAGUUGAAUCCCUACCCGUUGCACCCAGGGCUCGGCUCGCCUACUCACCUUGGAAUGCCAGGCUCACCUACUCACCUUGGAAUGCCAGGGGGACAGGAUCCUUGGAUGGACCCAAUGUGGCAGUCCAGGCCUUUGAACACUAGUUUCUUUCAGGUGGAUCUUCCAAGAGCGGAUGGGAUCUUCCGCAAUCAGGCCAGCUUUUCGGCUCAACCCCUCUCAGCGCAGGUGAACCCAACGAAGAGAGAGCAAGGAGUCGUUCAGGCUGAACUUGCUGGUCCUGUGCAGGUUGAAGCCCCUCCAAUCUCUGGGACAAAGGAGGAUGGCUGGGACCGAAUUGCGGAUGCCAUUGGCACACCGGCUUUGAACCCUCUAAGGGCAGAGCUCACACGUUGA